This is a messenger RNA of Dipodomys ordii (Ord's kangaroo rat), 2319 nucleotides long. RefSeq names its product extracellular matrix protein 2, female organ and adipocyte specific (gene Ecm2). NCBI's taxonomy places the organism in Eukaryota, Metazoa, Chordata, Mammalia, Rodentia, Heteromyidae. Gene Ontology annotation, molecular function: protein binding; heparin binding; collagen V binding. The transcript has 10 exons. Gene Ontology annotation, biological process: positive regulation of cell-substrate adhesion; extracellular matrix organization. The record is from RefSeq and is a predicted model, not a curated record. Gene Ontology annotation, cellular component: extracellular matrix. Bases 191 to 2296 code for a protein of 701 amino acids.
UCCCCAAGGGAAAGCAGUUAUUUUAGAUGUUACUAAGAAGUCAGCUAACAUUUUUCAACAUUUUCUUCUGUUCUUUGUUUUUAAAGAAAGCUCUGAUUUUCUUUCAUUUUCAACUGGAGACUUAAAUGACACCAAGCAAAGACUACUUAGUUUAGCUUUCCAGACAUUGGUUGGUGAAAAAAAAUCAAACAUGAAAUUUGCAUUUUUGUUUUGUUUUGUUCUUAUUUUUCAAACUGACUUUGGACAAAAUGAAAAAACUCCUAAGAAACAAAGGAGGAAAAUGUACCACAAAAGAUUGAGGAAAAGUUCUUUACUCAACCAUAGGUCAAACCAACAACUCGGAACUCAGCAAACCAUAACUGUUCCACCAGUAGCAAGACUGCCCAUGAUCAACUUUGAUUACAGUGUGGAGGAAAAGUUUGAAUCUUUUCUUAGUUUUCCUGGAGUAGAAUCAAGCUAUAAUGUGCUACCAGGAAAGAAGGGACAUUGCUUGGUAAAGGGCAUAACCAUGUACAACAAAGCUGUAUGGUCUCCUGAUCCCUGUAGUACCUGCCUCUGCUCAGAUGGAAGAGUGCUUUGUGAUAAAACCAUGUGCCAACCUCAGAUGUGCCCCUACACAGUUGUACCUGAUGGAGAAUGCUGCCCGGUCUGCUCUAAUGCUGUCUCCCAUUCCCCUCCCAAUGGUGCAACAUUAAAUGAUAGAACUGAAUUUUCUGGUGAUUCUUCAGAACAAACAGAAGCUACCGAUUUACUUCAUAAGCAACUGCCACCACCUCAGGUAGAGAUGGACCAAGUACACAAUAAAGAAACACUUCAAUCUGAGGAGGAUGAAGAAGCAAUUAAAGAAGAUAAAGAGCAUAAGAAAAAGACUUCUGAACCUAGAGAUCAGAGCAAACUUCACAGUGAGCAGAACAGGAGAGAGAGAAAGCUGAGGCCUGGGGAAGAGAAGUCAGUACAGCAAAGACUGCAUCCUGGAAGGGGAGAGGAAGAAGAGAAUCAAGAGAAAGCAGAGAAGGAAGAGGAAGAAGAGAAGGAGGAGGAGGAGGAGCAGGAGGAACAGGAGGAAGAUACCAUAAGAGGAGACGUAUUCCAAAUGCCUUCCCGAGUCCCCAUCCCUGCUCUUCCCAGAGGCAGGCCGCGCCUGCCCACGGGCUGCUCCCUCUCUUACAAGACCAUCAGCUGCAUCCAUGCCACCCUUACCCAGAUCCCACCGCUGACAGCACCAGAGAUAACAAGUCUGGAACUCAUAGAGAAUUCCAUUACCUCCAUUCCGGAUGAAGCAUUUAAUGGAUUACCAAAUUUGGAAAGGCUUGAUCUGAGCAAAAAUAAUAUCACCUCUUUGGGCAUAGGUCCCAAAGCAUUCAAGUUUCUGAAGAAGUUAAUGCGUCUGAAUAUGGAUGGAAAUAAUUUGGUACAGAUUCCUUCAGAAUUACCAUCGACAUUAGAAGAACUUAAAAUCAAUGAGAACAAUCUUCAGGCUAUUGAUGAAGAAAGUUUAUCAGACUUAAAUCAAUUGGUCACCUUAGAAUUGGAAGGAAACAAUCUCAGUGAAACCAAUGUCAAUCCUUUAGCUUUCAAACCCUUGAAGAACUUAUCCUAUCUACGCCUGGGAAGAAAUAAUUUUAGAAUUAUACCACAGGGUCUUCCUGAUUCUAUUGAGGAAUUAUACCUAGAAAAUAAUAAAAUUGAAGAAAUAACUGAAAUUUGUUUCAAUCAUACCAAAAAGAUAAAUGUGAUUGUACUACGUUACAAUAAGAUAGAAGAAAGUAGGAUUGCUCCUUUAGCCUGGAUAAAUCAAGAAAACCUAGAAUCCAUUGACCUCUCCUACAACAAGCUAUACCAUGUCCCCUCCUACCUACCCAAGUCAUUGCUGCACCUUGUACUCGUGGGGAACCAGAUUGAACGGAUCCCUGGCUAUGUAUUUGGCCAUAUGGAGCCAGGCCUAGAAUACUUGUACCUGUCAUUCAACAGACUUUCUGAUGAUGGUGUGGACCGAGUCUCAUUCUACGGGGCCUAUCAUUCUCUGAGAGAGUUAUUUCUGGAUCACAAUGAUUUAAAAUCUAUACCACCUGGGAUACAAGAAAUGAAAGCACUACAUUUUCUGAGGCUGAACAACAAUAGGAUUCGGCAUAUUCUUCCAGAACAAAUUUGCAAUAUUGAAGAGGAUGAGGAUUCAACUCUGGAACAUCUUCAUCUUGAAAACAAUUAUAUCAAAACUAGAGAAAUAUCAUCCUAUGCAUUUUUAUGUAUAAGAUCAUAUUCAAGUAUUGUUCUUAGACCACAAAACAUCAAGUAAUACAAAAUUUUCUUUUGCCAUUU